AUGGGUUCCGUAGAGGACGAUUCUUCGCGUUUGGAAGAAGCGCUUAUUCAGGAUGAAGAAAGUAAGCUAUACACAGGAGAUGGCUCGGUCGACUUUAAAGGGAGGCCUGUGCUUAAGAAGAAUACUGGCAAUUGGAAAGCUUGCCCAUUUAUCCUAGCUAUCAGUGCUUCCAAUUCGGAGUUCCGUGGUGAUGAUCCGGAGAAGGAUCAGAUCCAUGCGGCAACGCUACUCAGUUUGGGAGGACAUCGGAUUGAUUCCAAUAAGGAUGAUGUUGCGGAGGCGCUUUCGAGGCAGUAUUGGGAAUACAAUGUGCUUGACUAUGAAGAGAAAGUAGUUGAUGGUUUUUAUGACAUAUAUGGCCUCUAUAAUGACCCAGCAAUGCAAGGAAAGAUGCCAUCUCUAGCUGAUCUUGAAACAAACUCAGGUGGUUCUAGCUUUGAAGUAGUCAUAGUUAAUAGAACAAUUGAUCCUGCCCUGGACGAGCUGGUGCAAAUUGCACACUGUAUAGCAUUAGACUGCCCUGUCUCUAAGAUUGGUAUUUUGGUGCAAAGGCUUGCUGAACUUGUUACUAGCCAUAUGGGCGGCCCUGUAAAAGAUGCUAAUAUUAUAUUAACAAAAUGGACAGAAAGAAGUACAGAAUUAAGGACAUCUCUUCACACAAGUGUAUUACCUCUUGGGUCCUUAGAUAUUGGGCUCUCUAGGCAUCGCGCUUUACUUUUCAAGAUAUUAGCAGACAACAUUCAGAUGCCUUGUAGACUGGUUAAAGGUAGUCAUUACACUGGUGUUGAGGAUGAUGUUGUCAACAUUAUAAAAUUAGAUGAUGAAAGGGAUUUUUUAGUUGAUCUCAUGGCUGCUCCUGGAACACUCAUCCCAGCUGAUAUUUUAAAUGCGAAGGAUAAUGCCUUUAAGUCUUACAACCCCAAGAAUGUGCCAGAGUCAGAAGGGAAACCAGACUUGAAUUGUGUUACAACUAGGACUGGGAAGCGAUCUAGGCCAUGUAGUUGGAAGAGGCGUAAAUGCAAAAAGCAGAAGCAAUCAACUGCUGAAGAUGUUGAUCUAAAUAUUCAAUGCAAGUUGCUUCCAAAUAAUACAGAUUGCAUGCUUGCUAAUCAACAGCAUGCAUCAGUAAUCAAUGGGAAGCUUCAUCAAAAAUCUAAUGAUAUAUAUUCAAGGUUUACAGAAACACAUAAGCUAGAAUCCCUGCAUUCUUUACUGGUGCAUGUAGAAAAUACCUCAGAGCAAAGACAGAUCCAGAUGAUUACUGCUUUACUUAUCCAAUUAAUUCAUUGUAGUGCUGACCUUCCUGAUGCUUUAAGACAAGCAUCGAGUAGUAAUUCUGUAUUGGAAAUCCCGGUUGAUGCUAGUUAUCAAGCUAAAUGCCGCGAUGCAGUAACAGAAGCCUGCUCCUAUUUUUGGACCCGUGUACUUCAGCGACUUGCAAGUGUAAAGACUCAGGAUGCUUCUGAAUUGAAAUCCACAAUGGAGAAUCUUGUUACUGAUUUAUUGACCUCUCUAAAUUUACCUGAAUAUCCUGCUUCAGCUUCUAUUCUAGAGGUUCUAUGUGCCAUACUAAUUCAGAAUGCUGGGACAAGUUCCAAGGAUUUUGCUUCACGUUCCAUGGCAAUUGAUAUUCUUGGCACUAUUGCGGCAAGGUUGAAGCAUGAUGCUGUGAUUUGUAGCCAGGAAAAGUUUUGGGUACUUCAAGAUUUACUUAUAGGCUUUUUCAUGCUGAAUGCCUGGACAUUGAAGAAGAUGAAGUUCUCAAUCAGAACUGGUACUGUCACAUGUGCAUCUGCUCAAAGCAACUGGCUGCUGAAGGAAUUAUUUGUAGGACAGAAGCUUGAAGAAUGGGAAACAGAAGAUUAA
Molecule: messenger RNA, 1866 nt
Organism: Vicia faba (fava bean)
Lineage: Eukaryota; Viridiplantae; Streptophyta; Magnoliopsida; Fabales; Fabaceae
Source: the annotation of a GenBank genome assembly